Molecule: messenger RNA, 1443 nt
Organism: Penaeus indicus
Lineage: Eukaryota; Metazoa; Arthropoda; Malacostraca; Decapoda; Penaeidae
Gene: ple
Product: tyrosine 3-monooxygenase-like
Exons: 9
Biological process (GO): dopamine biosynthetic process from tyrosine
Cellular component (GO): perikaryon; cytoplasm; axon
Molecular function (GO): tyrosine 3-monooxygenase activity; iron ion binding
Source: RefSeq, a predicted model, not a curated record
AAUGGCUACCCCGCCCGCCGCCGCUCCCUCGUGGACGACGCCAAGUUCGAGAGCACCAUCAAGAAGCAGCAGAAGCAGACGUGGAUUGAGGAGGCGAAGAGGCUGUCUUGUGACGGGGAGCUGAGCGAGGAGGAGGUGUUCCUGGUCCAGAGUCCCUGCGAGCCGGACGUCCCCCAGCAGGUGGCUCUCGUCCUCGCGCUCAUCGAUGGCAUCACCAAUCUGCCAAGGAUCAUUAAAACCAUCGAGAACUUCAAGGGCACGGUCGUCCACGUGGAGACGCGACCCGCCCCUCGCAAGGGCGUGGCCUUCGACGUCCUGUUCAAGGUGGUGAUCCUGCGGGAACCUCUCCUGACGCUGCUGAAGAACCUCCGCCAGGGGGCCUCCAUCGCCUCCGUCAAUCUGCUGUCGGAGCAUCACUCUUCGAUUAAAGAGCCGUGGUUCCCGAAGCACAUAAGCGAGCUGGACAUGUGCAACCACCUCAUGACCAAGUACGAACCGGACCUGGACAUGGACCAUCCCGGUUUCGCGGACCAGGAGUACCGGGCCAGGAGGAAGGAGAUCGCCGACAUCGCCUUCAAGUAUAAGCACGGCGAGCCCAUCCCCCGCAUAGAGUACCGGCCGGAGGAGAUCUCGACGUGGGGCGCCGUGUUUAGCGAGCUCGAGCGCCUGAUCCCGACCCACGCCUGCCGCCAGUACCGAGAGGUGUGGGAAAUCCUCAAGAGGGACUGUGGCUACGCGGCAGACAACAUCCCGCAGCUCGAGGACGUGUCCAGGUUCAUGAAACGUCGCACCGGCUUCUCCCUCCGGCCAGCAGCAGGCCUCCUGACGGCGAGGGACUUCCUGGCCUCCCUCGCCUUCAGGGUAUUCCAGUGCACGCAGUACAUCCGCCACUACUCCUCCCCCCACCACUCCCCCGAGCCAGACGCCAUUCACGAGCUCCUAGGCCACGCCCCCCUCCUCGCGUACCCUCAGUUCGCUCAGUUCUCUCACGAGCUGGGUCUGGCUUCCCUCGGGGCGUCUGACGAGGAGAUCGAGAAGUUUGCUACCAUGUACUGGUUCACCGUGGAAUUCGGUCUCUGUCGGGAGAGUGGCGAGAUUCGGGCUUGGGGCGCCGGUCUCCUGAGCAGCUUCGGGGAGUUGCAACACGCCCUUUCCGACAAGCCCGAUAAACGCCCCUUCGACCCGGCCAAGACAGCCGUUCAGCCGUACCAGGACCAAGACUACCAGGAUCUCUACUUCGUGUCCGAGAGCAUUGACGACGCGCAGGAAAAGUUCAAGCGAUGGACCUCCCAGACUCUGAGCAGACCCUACGAAGUCCGCUACGAACCGUACAGCCAGAGCGUCCAGACUCUCGAUUCGGUUCAGAAACUGGAGGAGCUGAGCACGGCGAUGUACACGGAAGUCUCGCGUCUAAGGAAUGCCAUUCAGAAGAUGAAGUUUUGA